GACACUUCAACAACAACAAAGCUAAUAUUUCAACCACUUAGGGAAGUUUGCCAGCCAACAUAAAACCGAAACAUUGAAGCUCUUUUGAUCCUUUAGGGUUGAUUAAUCUCAGUGUUUUCAACACAAUUCUGUUUACGUGUCUACUAGUUAACUUAAACCGAAUUUAUGUAGUUGAGAUUGGUACUCGCUAUCUAACUGACGUUAACUCGCUAGCCAUGCGCCCAGACGCACUAUGAAUUCACUAAGAUACUCCUCCCCUGCUAGACAGGGAAAGAAGCUCAUGGUGAAAGAAGAAGAAGAAGCUUUCAGAAUGAUAAAAGUGGAAGAGGAGGCUAUCACACUGAAAGAAGAAGAGGAUUAUACCGUGAAAGAAGAGAAAGAACCUUUUGGAGUGAAAGUGGAAGAGGGGAUAGAGGCUGUCACAGUAAAAGAGGAGGUAGAAGCUUUCAGAAUUAAAAAGGAGGAAGAGGAGGAGGUAGAAGCUUUCAGAAUAAAAAAGGAGGAAGAGGAGGAUAUUGAAGAUAAUGAAACUUUUGGAGUUCAGGAGGAAGAAAGGUUAGAGGCUGUCACAGUGGAAGAGGACAAAGUAGAAGCUUUGAGAAUCAAGGAGGAGGAUGAUAUAGUGAAAAAAGAAGAACCUUCUAGAGUGAAAGAGGAAGAGGAGGCUAUCUCAAUAAAAGAGGAGGAAGAUGUUUUGGGAGUGAAAGAGGAGGAGACUGAACAAGAUCUGAUUAACACCAGAGAAAGACCAGACUCAGAGGAACCAGAGACAGAGACGUCCAAUCCAGCAAGACGACACCACUGCUCCCACUGCGGGAAGAGUUUUACUCAGUUAUGGAGACUAAAAAGGCAUGAGAGGACACACACAGGAGCAAAGCCUUUCCACUGCUCCCUCUGUGGAAAGUGUGUUACAGAUUUAGGGAGACUAAAAAUGCAUAAGAGAAUACACACAGGAGAGAAGCCUCAUCACUGCUUCCAGUGUGGAAAGAAUUUUACCGAGUUAGGCAACAUGAAAAGGCAUGAAAGAACACACACAGGAGAGAAGUGUUACCAAUGCUCUCAAUGUGGAAUGAGUUUUACCAAGUUAGGGUACCUGAAAAUGCAUGAGAGAAUACACACAGGAGAGAAACCUUACCAAUGCGCCCUCUGUGGAAAGCAUUUUAAAGAGUUAGGGACUCUGAAAAUGCAUGAGAGGACACACACAGGAGAGAAGCCUCAUCACUGCUCCCAGUGCGGAAAGAGUUUUAACAGUUUAGGGAACCUGAAAAUGCAUGAGAGAAUACACACAGGGGAGAAGCCUUUCCACUGCUCCCUGUGUGAAAAGAGUUUUACAGAGUUGAGCAACAUGAAAAGGCAUGAGCAGACACACACAGGAGAGAAGCUUCAUCACUGCUCCCAGUGUGGAAAGAGUUUUACCAGGUUAGGUAACCUGAAAAUGCAUGAGAGAAUACACACAGGAGAGAAACCUUACCAAUGCUUCCUGUGUGGAAAGAGUUGUACCUCAUUAAGGCAUUUGAAAGAGCAUGAAAGAGUCCACACCAUAGUGAAACGUUAUCAGCAGAUGGCGACGCGAGUCUUUCAGCUAGUAAAUACACAAUUUACGUUAUUAGCUAUCUGGCUAAGUAACAUUAGGCUAAUGCUAACUAGCUUGAUAUCAUCCUCGACCAUGAGCUCACGCUACUUCCCCCGUGCUAAAGAAGAGGUCUGCUGGACAGAGAAAGAAGUUCUUGUUAAAGAGGAGAAGGAAGAGGAGGCUGUCACAGUUAAAAAAGAGGUAGAGGGUGAGGCUGUUACAGUGAAAGAGGAAGAAUUUACAGUGAAAGAGGAAGAAUUUAUAGUGAAAGAAGAGGAAGAAGCUUUAAGAGUGAAAGAGGAGGAUGUAGUUAUUGGAAUGAAGGAGGAGGGUGAGAUUACUGUCAUGUUGGAGGAGACUGGAGAUCUGAUUAACACCAGAGAAAGACCAGACUCAGAGGAACCAGAGACGUCCAAACCAGCAAGACGACGCAACUGCUCCCACUGUGGAAAGGGUUUUAAACAGUUAAGGGACCUGAAACGACAUGAGAGAAUACACACAGGGGAGAAGCCUUUUCAAUGCUCCCAGUGUGGAAAAAGUUUUUCCUUGUUAGCGAGCCUGAAAAGACAUGAGAAGACACACACAGGAGAGAAGCCUCAUCACUGCUCCCAGUGUGGAAAUAGUUUUACCCAGUUAGGACACCUGAAAGUGCAUGAGAGAAUACACACAGGAGAGAAGCCUCAUCACUGCUCCCAGUGUGGAAAGAGUUUUAACCGGAAAGAAUCACUGAAAGAGCAUGAAAGAAUACACACAGGGGAGAAGCAAGAGAAGCCGUACCACUGCUCCCACUGUGUAAAGGGUUUUAACCAGUUAGGGGACCUGAAAGUGCAUGAGAGAAUACACACAGGCGAUAAAUCUUUCCAAUGCUUCCAGUGUGGAAAGAGUUUUUCCGCGUCAGGGUGCCUGAAAAGACACGAGAGAACACACACAGGGGGAAAACCUCAUCACUGCUCCCAGUGUGGAAAGAGUUUUAACCGGAAUGAACACCUGAAAGAGCAUAAGAGAAUACACACAGGGGAGAAGCCCUACCACUGCUCCCAAUGUAAAAAGAGUUUUGCCUGGUUAGGACACAUGAGAAGACAUGAGAGAAUACACACAGGAGAUAAGGAUGUAGGCUGCUGAACAGUAAAGCAUAGGACAGAUAAAAGCUGUUGAACAGUGGGAUAUAGGACAGAUAUAGGCUGAACAGUGGGACAUAGGACAGAUAAAGACUCCUGAACAGUGGGACAUAGGACAGAUAAAGACUGCUGAACAGUGGGACAUAGGACAGAUAUAGGCUGAACAGUGGGACAUAGGCCAGAUAUAGACUGAACAGUGAGACAUAGGACAGGUUCAGGCCCAAUACAUAGUGGGACAGUAGUCCCCAGAGACUCUGAAUGUUUCUUGACUUUCCAGUGUUUUCCCUCCUGCAUGUUUUAUAAAGGAUUGUGUUUGUGGAUUUCUUUGCUGGGUGCAGGUUUUGGUUUGUGCCCAAUGCACAGCUGAUUCAAAUAACCAACUCAUCAUCAAGCUUUUCUUAUUUGAAUGGGAUGUGUAGUAUUAGAGGACCUGAAAUCACAUGAGAGAAUACAGAGGCUUUGUUCUGACUUGUUUUUGACUGAGAAUUGUUCUGAUUUUUCACUUUUCCUUUAAGUUGUUCAAAUGUUCCGGAUUGACUGACCUUUAUGUCUUAAAGUAAUGAUGGACUGUC
Messenger RNA from Salmo salar (Atlantic salmon), 3263 nucleotides. Lineage: Eukaryota; Metazoa; Chordata; Actinopteri; Salmoniformes; Salmonidae. The record is from RefSeq and is a predicted model, not a curated record.